UAUUCCAUAGUUCAUAUUGCAUACUCCACCAACAAUACCAACAAUGGCGGCAGAGAUGAAAACGAAGACUGAAGAAGAAAAAAACAUGAUAGAGGUUUUUCCAAACGAAUGCAUUGCCAAUCUUACUCUCUCAAACAAUCCUGUCAUUAUCGACAAUGGUAAAAAGAGUUUUCAGUUAGAGAAACAAAGUGGUAAAAAGAUAUACAUGCUUAGUGCUAGAGAUCUCUCCAUCGCUUGGGGUGACACUCCUACCUACUGGAAUUGGAUAACUCUGCCUGAGUCUAGAUUCCAAGAAGUUGCUAGGCUAAAUUAUGUGUGGUGGUUUGAAAUUUAUGGGAAAAUUAACACACAUGUUUUGUCCUCAAAUACUCAAUAUGCAGCAUUUCUCGUGUUCAAAUUGAUUGAUCCCCGUGAUUUUGAUGUUAUUCCUGUGGAAUUAACCGUAGAUAAAUUUGAAGACCGCAUAUCUACAAAACAAGUUUGGUUAGAUCCAAACUUUGAUAAGGAACGAGAUGAUGAGUUAUUAGGACUAGAGAGUCCAAAACUGAGAAGUGAUGGGUGGUUGGAGAUCGAGAUUGGAGAGUUCUUCAGUUCAGGCAUACAAGAUGAAGUCAUUCAGAUGGGUGUUGUCGAGAUUAAGGCUGGUCGUAUAAAGUGUGGUUUCAUUCUUGAAGGAAUAGAAAUAAAACCCAAGAAUUGAAAUAGCUUUAGUGUGCACUUUCUUAUUCUUAUUCAAGAAGUUUAUGUAUUGAAUAAAAUGUAUUUGAAAGAUUGAUGAAUCUAAUUAUUAUGUUAAGAGCAAAAAUUUAUUGUAAUUUUUUGAAUAAAUUGCCAAAUUUGUUUUAA
Vicia villosa (hairy vetch) is the source of this 846-nucleotide messenger RNA. Its product is annotated as F-box protein PP2-B10-like. Bases 44 to 700 code for a protein of 218 amino acids. The record is from RefSeq and is a predicted model, not a curated record. The transcript has 3 exons. Lineage: Eukaryota; Viridiplantae; Streptophyta; Magnoliopsida; Fabales; Fabaceae.